AUGUCUUUGCGUAUAUCCAUCAGCCCCAACGAAAACCAAGCCACAAUCCGGGCGCUUAUCCAAGCAAACCUCCUGUCCGUCUUCAACGAGCGAGACGAGACUGCGCGUAAAGCGUGUAUCCAGAGCAUCUACGGGGAGGACAUUGUCUGGUACGAAGCAGACAAGGAUGUAUUUACAGGUUAUGCCGCUCUGAAUAGGCGCGUUGGGGAGGUCUUGGGCGAAAAUCCUGCUUUUGCGUUUAGGCUAGAAGGGGAAACCAUCGUGGCCCAAAAUCUGGGCGUUCAAAAUUGGACGUUUGGACCUCCAGUGGAACCCGAUCUCGUCAAGGGGACGGACGUGAUUAUAGUACAGGAUGGAAGGGUUAGAGCGCUUUGGACGGCGGUUACGAAGGGUCCUGUUUUGCGAUAG
Metarhizium acridum CQMa 102 is the source of this 408-nucleotide messenger RNA. RefSeq lists its product as uncharacterized. Lineage: Eukaryota; Fungi; Ascomycota; Sordariomycetes; Hypocreales; Clavicipitaceae. The record is from RefSeq and is a predicted model, not a curated record.